GUCUUCAAGCAUCUGCAAGAUGGCAGCCGCAGCAGUAAACAGAAGCACGAGUAUGCUGUCAAGGCGUGUUUUUGUGGUUGGGGUCGGAAUGACCAAGUUUGAAAAGCCUGGUCGCAGAGAAAAUUUUGACUACCCACAGAUGGCGAAAGAAGCAGGGACAAAGGCACUUGAAGAUGCUGGAAUAUCAUUUGAAGAAGUCGAGCAAGCCUGUGUAGGAUAUGUGUAUGGUGACUCGACCUGUGGGCAGCGUGCUGUGUACCAGCUUGGUAUGACUGGGAUUCCAGUUUACAAUGUGAAUAACAAUUGUGCAACAGGAUCCACUGCCUUAGUCAUGGGGAAACAAUUCAUCCAGGGAGGACUAGCAGACUGUAUCCUGGUGUUAGGAUUUGAGAAAAUGAACAGAGGAUCCCUUGGUUCUGUUUUCACUGAUCGGACUAACCCAGCAGACAAGCAUGUUGCUGUGAUGAUGGACAUCUUUGGUCUGGAGAAAGGUCCUAUGGCUGCUCAAAUGUUUGGAAACGCAGGACGGGAACACAUGCAGAAGUAUGGCACCACGCCAGAACACUUUGCCAAGAUUGCCUACAAAAACCACAAACACUCAACCAACAACCCGUAUUCCCAAUUCCAACAAGAAUACAGUCUGGAAGCCAUUAAGGAAUCAGCGAAAAUCCACGACCCACUGACCAAACUGCAGUGUUGUCCAACAUCAGACGGAUCUGCUGCUGCCAUCCUGGCAAGUGAGGCCUUUGUGAUAAAACACAACCUUCAGUCACAGGCUAUCGAGGUCCUUGGCAUGCAGAUGGCCACUGACCUGCCAAGUACCUUUGAGGACAAGAGCUGCAUGAAAAUGGUCGGGUAUGACAUGACCAAGACAGCUGCUGACAAAGUCUUCGCGGAAGCAGGACUUUCUCGUGAUGAUGUCAAUGUGGUUGAACUUCAUGACUGCUUCUCCUGCAAUGAGCUCAUCACAUAUGAAGCCCUUGGAUUGUGUGAACCAGGGAAGGCUGGCCAGAUGGUUGAUAAUGGAGAUAACACAUACGGUGGAAAAUAUGUCAUCAACCCUAGUGGAGGACUCAUAUCAAAGGGACACCCUCUAGGAGCUACAGGUCUGGCCCAGUGUUCUGAGUUGUGUUGGCAGCUGAGAGGUAUGGCAAACAAACGACAGGUCAAUGGAGCAAAGGUUGCUCUCCAGCACAACCUAGGCCUGGGAGGAGCUGCAGUGGUGGCUCUCUACAGACAUGGAUUCCCAGAGACAGUGGGUAAAUCUGUGCAGUUUGCUCCAGCUAGUGCCUCGUCAGAAGGGGACUUCAAAUCAGCAGUCAUCUUUAAAGAGAUCAAGGAAAACAUGGAUAAGGACGGUCCCAUGUUUGUGAAGAAGAUGAAAGGAAUUUUCUGUUUUAAAGUCAAGGGAAAGAAUGGAGAAGGAGUGUGGGUUGUUGAUGCCAAGAACGGGAGUGGAUCCGUCAAAUUUGGAGUGGAACCCAAGGGUGAUGUGACGAUCAUUAUGAAUGAUGAGGAUAUGUUCAACUUAAUGCUGGGAAAGCUAAACCCACAGCAGGCAUUCUUCCAAGGAAAACUCAAGAUCCAAGGAAAUAUGGGACUAGCCAUGAAGAUGAAGGAAUUCGAGUCCAGAGCAGGGAAAUCUAAAUUGUAGAUCUGAAUAAAGGACUGAGAAAAGAAUUCAUCCAGACUCAAGAACUGUAUAUGCAAAAUACAAACAGUGCUACGGAAUGAGUGGUAUAUAGAGAACUACACUAGGUGUAUGUGGAGUAAUACUGUGAUAUUUUAUUGUAACAUUAAAGGGAAAAUGAUUUAACUGUGAAAUGAUUUAUAUAUAUAAAAAAUAUAUGUGAAAAACAGAACAAAAAGAUUGAUUCAGUGAACAUUUGGAUACAUACCUGAUUAAAACAGAAAGCAGGAUUAAGUUUUAAAUGGAAGGGGAGAAGUGACCGUCAUUCACAUGUCUCAAGUGUCAGGUGGGUGCUGUAGUUGUUGCACAAUGGAACAUCACCAGUUGACUCACCAAGGUUGCUGAUACAACAUACAUUUUGAGUAAUCAGAGAAUUAAGAGGGAUAAAGAAUGGGUAUAUUUAUUUUCACACAGUACUCUUUGUCUAAACUUGACUCUGGUCAAAUCAGGAUUAUUGUCUGGAUCAGCCUUAUAAUUGGGUUAUGACAAUGUAUAACAAGUACUCUCUACAAUCAGGAACUCCUGCCAAAUUAUGUGGUCACUUGUUAGACUGUGUACUGUACAAAAUCUUUGUUUAUUGCACUUUAUAAUUCGUUUACAUGGUGAAGAGCGAGUGAUGGUCUAACCACAGACUCAAGUUUUACCUGUGCUAUUGUGGUAUUCAACACAUGUUAACACUACAAUAUCAUAGGGAUGACCUCAGAAUUAAAACUAUCCUGCAAUGUAUUCAGAAAUUAUACUCCUGAUUUUAUUAGUAGUACAUGUACAUGUAUAAAUCAUUCUUAACCUGACCUGAUGGUAAACCAUUCCAUAUCUGCAAUUUUUGUAUUAAUCUUUUGUAACUUCAAUCAGGAUUUAAAAUUAACUUAUAAUUCAUGGAAUUGUGUGGUCAGUUUCCACAAAAUAACUAUAUGUAAAGCUUUUGUCAUUGUCUUCUUAUUUGUGAUUAAGUAUUUAUUUGUCUUGAAACAUUGCAUGCUAAUUGACUUGAGGAUGAAUAGAUGUUUUACUUCCUGGAAUGUAUGACAGAGAAUUCUUAACCCAAGGGGUAAGAUUUUUGAAGGUUUAAUCAUUGUGUGGUAAAUGACAUGAGGUAAAUGAUUAAUUGAUUUAUUAUUACCUUGAGUGUACGACAGAGAAAUCUUGACCUAAGGGGUAAGAUUCUUGAAGGUCCAAAACUCUUUACAGAGGCUUAAUCUGAAGGUUGCAAUUUCUUUGUUACAUCCGCAAGGUAUAUGUUCAAAGUGAUUAAUUUUCUCCAACCCCUAAAAAUAAUGUUUUGGCAAAUAAGAAUAUGCUUUCUACCACAACUGCCCAGCUGUAGUUUGAUGUCUUUUGUUUAUUCAAGAGUGAUAAUAUUCAAUUCAUUAAUUGUGAUAAGUGUCACAAGUGUGUGUAGCUUGUCGACAUGUUCAGGGAUUACAGAAAAAUCUCGUCUAAAUGGAGAAAAAUCCACAAAAGUUGGAGAAAAAUGUAUGAAAGUGUGAAGAGAUUAGCUUCUCUGAUGUAAACAUGAACAGUUUGUUGAUUUUGGUUAAAUGAAUUCAUUUAAAUGGAGUGUUUUUUUGACAAAUCUGAGGGUAAUUGAAUUUGAACAUAUGUUGCUUUAUUUAUUUUCUUUUUGAUCAUGUGAGAAAAGGUAAUUAAAAUAAUAAAUGAAAAAAAUCAUG
Molecule: messenger RNA, 3360 nt
Organism: Mizuhopecten yessoensis (Yesso scallop)
Lineage: Eukaryota; Metazoa; Mollusca; Bivalvia; Pectinida; Pectinidae
Product: non-specific lipid-transfer protein-like
Exons: 17
Coding region: 20-1654 (544 amino acids)
Molecular function (GO): acyltransferase activity, transferring groups other than amino-acyl groups
Source: RefSeq, a predicted model, not a curated record